Messenger RNA from Ahaetulla prasina, 7120 nucleotides. RefSeq names its product RNA-binding protein 12-like. Gene Ontology annotation, molecular function: RNA binding; calcium-dependent phospholipid binding. The record is from RefSeq and is a predicted model, not a curated record. Gene Ontology annotation, biological process: cellular response to calcium ion; positive regulation of tumor necrosis factor-mediated signaling pathway; regulation of canonical NF-kappaB signal transduction. Bases 257 to 4495 code for a protein of 1412 amino acids. The transcript is spliced from 18 exons. NCBI's taxonomy places the organism in Eukaryota, Metazoa, Chordata, Lepidosauria, Squamata, Colubridae. Gene Ontology annotation, cellular component: plasma membrane.
CCCUCCUUCCCUCUCUGCCUCCCAACGGGACGGGCAGGAAGGCGGUGCGGUCGGGCAGCCAUUUUGUGGCGCUGCUCGGUCGCUGGCGCCGGGUACGGCGGCGAGUUGGUUUCACUCUAACCCUUUUUCCCCCUGUACAGGCUCCUCGUCUAAAAGUUGGUUUUAAUUGGUUGCCCACAGGAUUGACUUGGCUUCUACUACUUGUUUAAGGAAAAAAAACCAUCUCUCCUUGCAGGUGUGUGUAUUUCAGCGCAGCAUGGCUGUGGUCAUCCGCUUACAAGGUCUCCCAAUUGUGGCGGGGACUAUGGACAUUCGUCACUUCUUCUCUGGAUUGACCAUUCCUGAUGGGGGCGUGCAUAUUGUAGGGGGUGAGCUGGGUGAGGCUUUCAUCGUCUUUGCCACUGAUGAAGAUGCAAGGCUUGGUAUGAUGCGCACAGGUGGUACCAUUAAAGGGUCCAAAGUCACCCUGUUGCUGAGCAGUAAAACUGAAAUGCAAAACAUGAUUGAACUCAGUCGUAGGCGAUUUGAAACUGCAAAUCUAGAUAUACCGCCAGCAAAUGCUAGCAGAUCUGUUCCACCACCUAGUUCUGGAAUAAGUAGUAGAGUGACUCUUUCUACUACAGUAUCUAAUUUUAAUAGCCCUUCUCCAAGUGUAGUAACUGCAGCUACUUCAGUUCAUGAAAGCAACAAAAAUAUACCAACAUUUUCCACUGCUAGUAUGGGAACUGCACCUCCCAAUUUGGGUGUUACUUUUGGAAGUCCCACUUUUAGCUCUACUAUAUCUAGUACUGCAUCACCAAUGAACACAGUUCCACCUCCACCAAUACCUCCUAUUCCAGCUUUACCAUCAUUGCCCCCAAUGCCUUCUAUUCCUCCCAUACCUGUUCCUCCUCCUGUUCCUACAUUGCCUCCUGUGCCUCCUGUCCCCCCUAUACCUCCUGUGCCUCCUGUCCCACCUAUGACAUCUCUGCCUCCUUUAUCAGGAAUGCCUCCUAUGAAUCCCCCGCCUGUUGCUCCUUUGCCUGCUGGAAUGAAUGGGUCUGGAACAGCAAUGAAUUUAAACAGUAACUUGAAUCCAAUGUUCAUGAAUCCUAUAAAUGCUAUUCAGCUCAAUUCUCAAAGUAGCGUGAAAUCUCUUCCUAUCAAUCCAGACGAUUUGUAUGUCAGUGUUCAUGGAAUGCCAUUUUCAGCAACAGAGUCUGAUGUCAAAGAUUUUUUCCAUGGACUCCGUGUGGAUGCAGUACAUAUUCUGAAAGAUCAUGUGGGACGCAAUAAUGGAAAUGGACUAGUUAAGUUUUGCUCUCCUCAAGAUACAUUUGAAGCUUUGAAAAGAAACAGGAUGCUGAUGAUUCAGCGUUAUGUCGAAGUUAGUCAGGCAACAGAGAGACAGUGGGUUUCUGCAGGAGGUCAUAUAACAUUCAAGCAAACUAUGGGCCCUUCUGGACAAAACCAUCCUCCUCAAACUCUCUCUAUGUCCAAAUCUCCUAAUGGACAGAAACGAUCCAGAUCCAGAUCUCCACAUGAUCAGGGUUUCUGCGUUUAUUUGAAAGGUCUUCCCUUUGAAUCUGAGAACAAACAUGUAAUUGAUUUCUUUAAAAAACUAGAUAUUGUAGAAGACAGUAUUUACAUAGCUUAUGGACCCAAUGGGAAAGCACUUGGUGAAGGUUUUGUUGAAUUCAGAAAUGAAACUGACUACAAAGCAGCUUUGUGUCAUCAUAAGCAGUACAUAGGAAAUCGUUUCAUUCAAGUUCAUCCCAUAACUAAAAAAGCUAUGUUAGAAAAAAUAGAUAUGAUCCGGAAAAGACUUCAGAAUUUCAACUAUGACCAGAGAGAAAUUAUGAUAAAUGCAGAAGGAGAGACGAGCCCAUCUAAACUCUGUGCACACAUAUCUAAUAUCCCCUACAAUAUUACCAAAAUGGAAAUUCUUCAAUUUCUUGAGGGGCUGGCCAUAGAGGAGAGUUCUAUACAGAUACUUGUUGAUACUAAUGGACAAGGAUUAGGACAAGCGCUGGUCCAAUUCAAAACUGAAGAAGAUGCUCGUAAGUCAGAGCGCCUACAUCGAAAGAAACUGAAUGGGAGAGAUGUUGUGUUGAGAGUGAUUUCUCUUGAAGAAAUGAGAGAAAUUGAGAGAAAUCCUCCCUCUCAAGGGAAAAAAAUGCCAUUGAAAAUGCCAUUGCAAGGGGGUACAGCAAUGCCAGGAGUACAGAAUGCUGGUGGGGAUGAGCAUUCUUUCAUAAGUGGUAGUUCAAAAGAUGCAAAGAGUGGCCCUCCUUUUCAUUUUCCUGGCAAUUUCAGUGGUUCUAAUGUAUUUGGUCCUCCUCUUCCACCACCAGGAAUAGGGGGAGGUGGUUUUGGUGACUCCAGGCCAGGAAUGCCUGCUAUUGGGAGCAGUGGCUUGCCUGUUCUGCCAGGUACAGGUAUUGAUGUCCCAGGUUUUGGAGGUGGGCCUAGUAAUUUAACAGGGCCCUCUGGUUUUGGAGGAGGUCCUCAGAAUUUUGGAAAUGGUCCUGGUAAUUUAACUGGUCCUCCUAGUUUUGGUAGUGGACCUCCGGGUCUUAGUACUGGGCUUGGACAUAUAAGUGGACCUCCAGGGUUUGUACCUGGACCUGGAAACAUGCAUAUUACUGGGCCACCUGGGUUUGGAGCUGGGUCUGGUAAGCCGGGGCCUACUGUCAUUAAAGUUCAAAAUAUGCCCUUUACUGUAUCAGUGGAUGAAAUUUUGGAUUUUUUCUAUGGUUAUCAAGUAAUCCCAGGUUCAGUGUGUUUAAAAUACAAUGAGAAAGGCAUGCCAACAGGUGAAGCAAUGGUUGCAUUUGAAUCUCGUGAUGAAGCAAUGGCAGCUGUUGUUGAUCUGAAUGACAGACCAAUAGGCUCACGAAAAGUCAAGCUUAUGGCUCAGUGCGUGACCAAGGUGGAACUGUCCCUAUCCUGUGAUAACCUGAUUGAUAAAGAUGUUGGCUCAAAAUCUGAUCCUCUGUGUGUCUUGCUUCAAAAUGUUGGUGGCGAUCAGUGGACAGAAUUGGAUCGAACUGAAAAAAUAAAGAAUUGUCAGAAUCCUCAAUUUUCAAAAAAGCUGCUAAUUGAUUAUUAUUUUGAGAAAGUUCAGAAGCUGAAGUUUGGUAUAUAUGAUAUUGAUAAUAAGUCAUAUGACUUAAGUGAUGAUGAUUACCUUGGAGGAGCUGAAUGUACUCUGGGUCAGAUUGUAUCAAGUAAAAUACUUGUUCAGCCUUUAAUGUUGAAGAAAGGAAAGCCUGCAGGAAAAGGCAUUAUUACGAUUUGUGCAGAAGAGAUUAAAGAUACCAGAGUUGUUUCUAUUGAUGUUGAAGCUCGGAAUUUAGACAAAAAGGAUUUUUUAGGCAAAUCAGACCCAUUUUUGGAAUUCUAUAAACAGAGUGAUAGUGGAAAAUGGCAGCUUGUAUACCGAUCAGAGGUAAUUAAGAACAAUUUAAAUCCUUGCUGGAAAAAGUUCAGCGUACCUUUGCAAACAUUUUGUAGUGGCGACUUCAACAGACAAAUCAAGGUGCACUGUUAUGAUUAUGAUAGUGAUGGGUCACAUGAUUUAAUAGGCAGUUUUGAAAGUACCCUGUCCCAGAUACAGAAGGCAGGUGACAGUUCUCCGGUUGAAUUUGAAUGUAUUCACCCUGAAAAAAAAAGAAAAAAGAAGAGUUACAAAAACUCUGGCAUUAUUAGAUUGAAAUCCUGUAAGAUUGAAACAGAAUAUUCAUUCCUGGAUUAUAUCAUGGGUGGUUGCCAAAUUAACUUCACUGUGGGGAUAGAUUUUACUGGUUCCAAUGGAGAUCCAAAGUCACCAGAUUCUCUUCACCAUAUUAGUCCAAAUGGAAUAAAUGAGUAUCUCACUGCUAUCUGGUGUGUGGGUGGUGUGGUCCAGGAUUAUGACACUGAUAAGCUGUUUCCUGCCUUUGGAUUUGGAGCUCAAGUUCCUCCAGAUUGGCAGGUUUCCCAUGAAUUUGCACUGAACUUUAAUCCUGCAAACCCUUAUUGCCAAGGAAUCCAAGGAAUUAUAGAUGCCUAUCGACAGGCUUUGCCUCAGAUUCGUCUUUAUGGUCCAACAAACUUCUCCCCAAUUAUAAAUCACGUUGCUAGAUUUGCUGCUCAUUCAGUGCAAGAAAAAAGUGCUUCUCAAUACUAUGUUUUACUGAUAAUCACAGAUGGGGAAAUAACUGAUCUGGACCAAACUAGACAAGCCAUCGUAAAUGCCUCCAAGCUGCCCAUGUCUAUCAUUAUCAUUGGUGUUGGCAGUGCUGAGUUCAAAGCCAUGGAAUUUUUGGAUGGGGAUGAUGGUGUCUUGAAGUCAUUGGCCGGGGAGCCAGUUGCACGAGAUAUUGUCCAGUUUGUGCCUUUUAGACAGUUCCAAAAUGCUCCUCGGGAGGCACUUUCCCAGGCAGUAUUGGCUGAAAUCCCUAAACAGCUAGUCUCCUACUUCAAGAAAGCUGGCCUGACUCCUGUAAAAUUGCCUUCGGAAAAGCAACCAUAAAGCAAAGAAUAUUUUUAUUGCUUAAAUGUACAGUAAAGAAAACAAUAGUGGAGACAAAAGGUUUUUUUAAUGAAAGCAUUUAUCUUCUGGCAUCUAAUUAUACUGCACUCAAAAACAUAUCUGUGGUUCUGCAUAUAUUGCUCAUAUUAUAUGCAGAAAAUAAUAAGAAUGGUACACAUAUAGGAAAUAUAAAGGAAAUAUACACUAAGAAUCUAGUGGCUAUCUCAAAUCAUAGGAUUGGCUUAUUAGUUUGUAUUCUGCAUAUCUUUGUAUAGCAUGGAAUCAAAUUGAAGAAACUUGGGUUAGAACAAGAUUAAAGCUUUACAGUAUAUUUUUUUUAUUAAAAUUAUAUAACUUGAAUAGAUCUUAGUGGUUUUGGAAAAGUGAUGAUACUAGAUCACUAAAUGGUUGAUGGUCCUUGAGACAUAGUUAUUGUAACCUCAAUACUAUAUUAUUUUUAGCACAAUCUUAUAUUUUAUGCAACAUAAUCUGAUAUUAUGAUAAAAGUUCAGAUAUGUUACAUAUAUCAGAAAUUCACUAAAAAAAAAAGUUGACCUAUGCAUGAACCUCUAGCUUCUGUGAACCUUUUCAGUGGUAUAGAAAUGUAUGUGUAUAUAUAAUACACAAUAUAUAUUAUAUAUUAUAAUAUAUAAUGAUAAAUGAUAUAUUGUAUAUAUAUCUAUAUACAUCAUUUAUUAUAUAUUCCUGGACAAUUUCUUGUCUGUAGAAAGACAAAUCUUCUUGCACUGUUAUAGCAUUGCCUCCUUAAUUGUUGUGGGUCUUUAUGAAAUGACAAAUAUUAAAACUAUUUUCUUGUUAAAGGAAUUUUACUAUACAUUACCAAAGCUGAAUACAAAUCUGUUUAAUAUUUUAAAUAAUGCUGUUUACAUUCAGAUUUGUUUCUUAAGGGCAUUUUGAUUCUUAUAUUUCAAAAGUAUAUAAAGUAUAUUUCAUUUUUGUAUUUGACUGAUACUCAGUGGAGAAGUGGCAAGAAAAAAUGAGAAAAAAAAUGAGUAUAAUUUUCAAGAAUUGCUAUGCCGCUGAUCCAUAAGUUGCAGGACUCUUGGAUGCUUUUAGUUACAGCAAUACUAGUUUAGACUAAAUACUUUCCAGUUAUAGUUUUGGAAAAUUCAUUUCAUAGUUUUUAUAAUUUUGGAGUAUCAAAGCUUUUUAUAAGAAAGUUCAAAUCUUACUGAUCGAAAGGAAAAUGUGUUUGAAUAAAUUUAAUGAUCAGUAAUAUCAAAUAUUAUUUACAAAUCCAAAUAUAAGGAAAUUAAAUCUGUGCUUAGAUAGUGAAAUAGCUUAUCUGAUGCUGAAUUUGCAUUUUUGAUCCAAAUAGAGCUGCUUUGUUAACGAAUACAUCAAGCAAAGGUACUUUGACUACAGUAAAGUAAAUGUUUUACAACCAUUCAUUUAGCCACCGUUCAAAGUUACAACAGCAGUGAAAAAGUGACUUAUGACUGACCCUCGCACUUAGAACCAUUGCAGCAUCCCCAUGGUCACAUGAUCAAAAUUUGGGUGUUUGGCAAUUUUGAUGCAUUUACAAUAGUUGCAGUGUCCUGGAGUCAUGUGAUCACUUUCCCAUUUGCUUUGAAGAAGCAGAUUAAAUGGAGGAAGCUGGAUUUCUUUAACAACUUCAGGAUUCAUUUAAUAACCACAGUGAUUUGCUCAGCAACUGUGGCAAGUAGAUCAUAACAUUAGGUACAAUUCACUUAAUAACCACCUUGCUUAGCAGUGGAAAUUUUGGGUCCAAGUGUGGUCAUGAAGACUUCCCCUAUAAUCACAUUAUAUUCAUCGUAUUUCAUCUCAGUUGAAAUUUACUCUAUAGUAAAUAAUAUUGUGUCCAUUUUCAAACCCUUGAGAAAAGUUGCUGUUGCUGCAUUUUUAGACAGAUUUAGACUUGUUCUCUGUCACGACAGAAUGCAAAACACACAUAAUAGAUUUAAGAUUUAGGGAGGUGUUUUCCACAAUGGAACCACUCCAAAGAGGUUGCAUCCUUUUUGCUUUUGAAUGUUUUAAGAUUUCUCAUUCAACAGGGGUUUGGAGUCAAUUUGCAGGGCCUACCCUAUACUCAUACCAGAAUGCUAACAAUUGAUUUUUAAAUGGUAAAAUAAACAAUACAAAUUUAGAAUGCAGUUGAGAAGCACUCAGCAACUUUAAUACUUAUUUGUAUUAAAAAUAUUUCUCAGAAGUAGAAUAUAGUGUUUUUAUAUUUGGAGGAAUAUUAGGAGGAAUUCAUACUCUUCAGAUUUUUUGAUUCUGCCUUUAUUACUUUUAUAAGUCUGUCAAAGCUGAGAACAUACAGAAUAUUUCUUUCUCUUUUCCUCGUAACAGCAACCCUGUAAGAUGAAUUGUGCUAAGAGAGAAUGUGUGGCACAAGGUCAUGCAGCUAGAUUUCAUGCCUAAGGCAGAACUAAAAUUUACAGUCACCUGGUUUCUAGGCCAGCAUUUUAACCACCACACCAAAUUUUUAAAAUGUUUAAGCCAAAUUUUUAAAAGGUAUGUCCAGCUUUCUUGAAAAUUGCCUGUUUGGACAAUCUUCUAUUGCACUGUUUGAUUAAAUGUUUAAUGGAAAUAAUGUUUCUAAUGUAAGAAUUCCAUUCUCUAUUAAAUCUCCGUAUAAAA